AAAAGAGGAGGAGGAGGAGGAGGAGGAGGGCUGGCCCUGGAAGCGGCGUCUGCGCAACCUUCCACGGAAGCCAGGAUCCUGCGAGAGAGGCUUAGGGGGCCUGUCCGCAAGAGAGGAGCCUUUGGGAGGGGAAGGCCAGCUGCAGGAGCCCCUCGAUGGGCCGGGGGACGCCUUGGAUGGGGAGCCCACCCUCCCCGCCCAGCGCCUGACGCUGGCCAUGGAUUCGAGCCCCCCCACUCCGGACCCCGGGGGCCCACGGAGGGACUUUGCGGCCCCUGCCUCCGAACCGGGGCCACCCUCCUUCGAAUGGCUGCUCGGGCGGCUGGGAGCUGGGGGACGGCACCAGCGUCUCCUGCUGGCCCUGAGUUGCCUUCCCUGCCUUCUCCUGGGACUCGGGGACGGCUCUGACUCCCUCUUCACCCUGACGCCCCCCAGGCACUGCAAGGACCCCAAUGGCACCCGGCUGCCCGAAAACGUGACCUGCCAAGACACCCAUUGUCCGAACUGGGAGUACGGAGGGCUCCCAGCUCUCACCAGCAACCCAGUCACAGAGUGGUCUUUGGAUUGCUCACGCGCAUGGGUCGUCCCCUUGGAGCAGCUUUGUUUCCUCCUGGGCUUUGCGGCGGGGUCCCUUCUUUUAGGUCACCUGGCAGACAGCGUGGGGCGACGCAGCACUCUCCUGCUGGCGUUGGCACUCGGCUGCCCUGCGGGCAUCUUGGCGGCAUUUGCGGCCUCCCCCUCGGUGUUCAUGCUUGGCCGUUGCCUUUGGGGAGCGAUGCUGGGAGGCAUGCAGCUUGCCCUCUACCUUAGCCGCUUGGAGCUGUGCUGUCCUCCCCAGCGGCUACCUGUGGCCAUGGCAGGAGACCUUCUCAUGGUGGGAGGCCAUUUCCUACUUCUAGGACUGGCAUUGGCUUGUGGAAGUUGGCGGGUCCUUCAAGGCGUGAUGUCUUCUGGACUUGGGCUUUGCCUGCUGUAUGGAUGUCCUGGAUUUUAUCCCGAAUCUCCCCGUUGGCUUUUGGCCACUCGCCGCACAGCUCAGGCCAAGGAGAUUUUGAUCGAUCUGGCCCAAGGAGGGGGUGCCCAGGAAUCAGAAGCUCAAGAGGCAUUAACAGAACUGGACAACGCUUGCCACCUCCCUGCUGCGGCCCAGAUCUCCCUCCGCGCCCUCCUCUCCUGCAGAAACAUCUGGAAAAACAUCCUCAUCCUUGGUUUUACCACAUUCAUUGCCCAUGCCAUCUGCCACUGUUACCAGCUCGCUUGGGAUUCCCUGGAGGACCCACACACCAAGUUCUACCUCUCCUACCUGCUGUCGACCGGCAGUGCGGGCCUGGCCUGCCUCUUCCUGUGCCUGAGCGUGGACCGGUACGGGCGCCGAGGGAUCCUCCUGCUGACCACCACGCUGACUGGCAUCGCCUCCCUGAUCCUGCUGGGCCUGGGAGAGUACCUGAACAAUGCUGCACGGAGAACCUUCUCCAUCCUGGGCCUGUUCUCUUCCCAUGCUGCUGGCUCCCUCAGCAUCUUCUUCGCCUCUGAGGUCAUCCCCACUGUUAUCAGGGGCAAAGGCUUGGGUGCCAUUCUGGCUUUGGCUUCGCUGGGCGGUCUAAGUGCUCCAGUGCUCCGCUUGCGAGAGCAGCAUGGCUCUUUCCUCGAACACAUCGUGUUGGCCUCCCUCAACAUCCUGGCUCUUCUCUGCCUGAUGCUGCUUCCUGAGAGCAAACGCAAGGCUCUUCCGGAAGGCCUCCGGGAUGGAGAACUCUACCGACGGCCAUCCCUGCUCCGACGGACCGCGGGAAGCGAAGGACGAGACGCCGAAGGGGCGACCCGGAGGGAUGACGUGCCCCUCCUCUCCACACCAAACCCCACAAGCUGAUGCACCCCACCAUGCCUGCAUCGGGCCACCAUGCACUCCUGUGUAGCAACGGGAGGUUCCACAGUCUCGGCCGAGCUUAGGUUGAGGGCUGCCUCCUGAACAAGGAAAAAGGACAAAGCCUCAGCAAAUGUCUGUGUUGCUCCUGCUUCUCUAUUUUCUGCUUGUGGCGUAACGUGAGGAGACGCCCAACUUCUUCUGCUUUAAGGUCUCAAGGAGUCCAUGUCACCCCAGAAGCAGAAAACCAGAGCAGUGACAAUUACACAACAGACCCAAACUUCCCUUAAUUUGGACUAGAUCUGGAUUGGGACCAUACAUCUCAGGCCCGCUUUUACGAGGGGUGUUCAUUAAAUUUUUCCCCUGACCCACUUUCUGUGGACUGAGAGCAAUGCAACUUGGCACAGCAAUGAGUCCUUUUCUCCAUCGGUGCCACCUUGGGACACACACUUCUCCCAUCUUUUUAGGCAACUGUAAACAUCUCACUUGAAGAAGUCAACAGGUUGCGCCAAAAGCCACGUUGUGACUUCAGAAAUCAGAGUCUCAUCAUCAUUGCCCUUCAAAAAUAACUUCAUUGUUGGAAAGAGGUGGAAGUCCGAUGGUGCGAGGUUGGGUGAAUAAGGGGGAUGCGGUCGAAUUUCAAAGCCACAGGAGCAUGCUUCUUCCAUUUGGGCAACAGGUGAGUUGCAGAAGGCGGACACCUUUGGUGAGCAUGCCACGUUGCCUCUUGGUUUUGAUGGCCUCCAACAAUUUCUGCAGCAGUGAAGCAUAGUAUGCCCCAGUGAUCAUGGUACCCUUUGCUAGGAAAUCCAUCAAUAUUACUCCGUGCUGGUCCCAAAAUACUGUGAGCAUGACCUAGCCUGCCGAGAGUUGGGCACGUGCCUUCUUUGGAGGCGGUGAGUCAUGAUGCUUCCAUUGCAUUGACUGGACUUUAGUCUCAGGAUCAUAGCGAUGGACCCAGCUUUCAGUCUGUUGAAAAGGUUUCCAUGUCACAUCAUUGUCAAUAGAGCCUGAGAGCAUUUGACUUGUUCCUGCUUCUGGAAAGGUGUGAGCAGCCAGGGGACCCAACGAGCAGAUACCUUAUGCAUGUGAAGAUGGUCUUGGGUGAUUUUUGCCAUGGACCACACACUCAACUUACAUUUUGGGCUAGGUGGCAAAUAGUUACACGGCGAUUUUCCAAAACUGCAACUUCCACUUGCUGAAUGGUGCAUUCAGUAGCAGGGUGGGGUCACCCUGGAAUUGGAGCUGUUUGCACCGAAGUCCGACCACAUUGGAAUUGACGAUGCCAGUUCUUGACUACAACAUAUGACGGGGAAUCAUCACCAUCAACCUCUUUCAUCUCAUCGAACGUCUUCUUUGGUGUGCGGCCUUUCAAGUAAAGGAACUUGAGGACAGCUUUGUAUUCCACUGGGUCCAUUCUCAAACCUCACAUCACUUCCUCACCUGUAACAUCAAAACCCUUAUCAGUUCUGAAUUGUAAAUUGGCACGUAACCUAUAGAGGCUUCAAUCAUUACACAUGUGCAGUUUCAGCAUCCUGUGAUAAAUAGAAGUGGGUCAGGGGAAAUCUUUAAUGAACAUCCCUCAUAAAAAUGAAAGGCUGGAAUAGCCUGAAAAUGGCUCACUUGUGCAAUGAAGUCUCAAGUCACCUUUCCCCUGCCGGGUGCCCUUCAGAUGCAUGGGGAGAACCCGGUUGAAGAAAGCAGUCUUGGAUAAACUAUUUAUAAUUCCUGCAUAGUUCUCUAGUCACUUCCCGAUAGCUUUAUUACAAACAGAAAUUGAAAAGUAAAUGUCAGAGAGGGAAGCUUUAUGUGCUGGAUGUCCACCUGGCAGUGAAAUGCCAAGGGAUAGGAACCAUGACAGGUGAGAAAGUGUUCGAGUUUUUGAUUCAAUCCCUGUCAAUUCUAGACGUUCUCGGUUGUUAGGCCCAUUCCUCAGCUUUUUGGGAUCCCAGUUUUAUCAGAUUCUUUUCUAAUCCCUUCCUAUGUAAAUGGCUCGUUCCACCCUUUGGGGAGACACAGCCUGCCCUAAUCCAUAUAACUGACACUAGAUGACCACCCCUUUGAAUCACUUUGUAGCAUUGCACCCAUUUUACAGAUUUUAAUAACAGAGGUCAAGCAGUACAUUUUAAAAUCCUUAAGUAUUUGAAUAAGGGAAAAGGUCAAAGCUUUCAAUCUAUGCACCCCAUGACGACUUGCUCAUCAUCAUCAUUUUGAUAAACCUGUCUAGAAAGGGCUCUUAAUGUCUUUUCUUUUUUGCCAAUAGAACCAAGGGCAUUUGAACUCUUUUUAAUCACUUUAGUUAGUUUCCCUCCAAAUAAUGCCUGGAGACUCAGUUCUUCCCUGUGGGCAUCGGGAAAUAUAUAUAUUUAUCGGUUUGCUGCUCAUAUGCCCACAGCUCAAAUAAGAUGCCAGUUGAUUCCAUUGUUCUGCCACAGAGUUAUAAAUGCCAGAAAUUCACAAUGGCUAUAUAUUUCCCCAAUUCUUUUAAUUUCUCCCCUCUUUAUAGUCAAAGGCACACAGCUCCUGUUGGCAGCAGUCUUUUAAGGGCAUUGAUCAGUCUUCACUUGCUCAACACAGAUGUGAAUACGCAGUGUUAACCCACACGUAACCUCCCAUCAAGUAUGACUGGUAAUUCAACUCAUUUAUGCCAAACAUGAAUGCAGAUUGGCAUCCCUGGUGGGAAGAUGUUGGCGAUACAAAGGGAAAAUCAAGGUGGCCGUGCUAUGACAAGACUUCCUCCCAAGAUGUUUCAGAAUGCAACCCCACCUACGAGAUUUGGAAAGGUGUUUUGGCUGCUUUUUAAUCCUAAAGGGAAAUAUAAACUACUGACUGUUAAUAAGCUAAAUACAGAUUAAAGAGGAUUCUUGAGAACUCUUUGGUACGUUCCAGAA
Molecule: messenger RNA, 4755 nt
Organism: Anolis sagrei ordinatus
Lineage: Eukaryota; Metazoa; Chordata; Lepidosauria; Squamata; Anolidae
Gene: SLC22A17
Product: solute carrier family 22 member 17
Biological process (GO): transmembrane transport
Cellular component (GO): membrane
Molecular function (GO): transmembrane transporter activity
Source: RefSeq, a predicted model, not a curated record